UGACCGCCGCGGGGCUGUGGGUGGGGCGGUGGCCGCAGCUGUGCCAUUCACGUUUGGGGCUGGAGGGUGAGACAGGGACUUGCCUGCCCUGGGAACCCCGUUGAGGGCCCAGGGCCGCGGGCGUUGGAGAAAGUCGCCCCGAGCAGCUCGCCGCUGGCCGGAGGAGAGGCGGCCCUGGGAGCCGGCGUCCCGCCCCCGGCGGCCUCCUUCGCCCACCCUCCUCCCGGGCUGUGCGCGGGCGCCGCAGCUCUGUUUCGGCGGCUGCGGCGGGUCCCGCCGAGCGGGCUGGACGGGACCGUGCCCCCGAGGACUCGCUGGAGAAGAGGGAGCGCAGCGGCUCGGGCCGAGCGCGCAGAGGUCAGGCCGCGGCUGCCGGGCCGUGGUACUCCGUCCUUCGGGAGCCCUCCUGGCUGGAGCACGCGACCUCCCUGCGCUGCUUCUGCUUCUCCUGUGACAAUGCCGGCAAGUCCCCUGGCUGGGUGAUUUUUCCCUCCUUGCUUUUGCCGAGAAGGAGAUAGAUAUUUAAAGGAUAUCUGUCCUCAGCGCUACCCCUGUCCUCUUAAAAGUUUUCCUUCAGUGGGAAUGCUUGUAUUCCUUCCCUGGACCACUUGAUGGUUCCCACUCCAGCCGCCGUCUGAUUUAGCAACUGGAAUAACCUUCAGAUCUAAUCUUAAAAACUGGCACUUACAAAAUUACAGAGUUGUGCUCUCCCGCCGGAGAAGGGCAAAUGGACUUUGGAAUUAAGAUGCAGGGGGGUGAACCAGUGUCAGCAAUGAAAGUCUUGGAGAGCGAAGGGAAACUGGAGGGCCUGGCCACAGCGGUGGCCCCGAACAAGAACAGCAGCAGCCGCGGUGGCGGUGCAAAAGGCUGGCAGUACAGUGAUCACAUGGAAAAUGUUUAUGGCUACUUAAUGAAGUAUACCAACCUCGUCACUGGGUGGCAGUACAGGUUUUUUGUUUUAAACAAUGAAGCUGGCUUAUUGGAGUACUUUGUGAACGAACAGUCUAGAAAUCAAAAACCCAGAGGUACUUUGCAGCUUGCAGGAGCUGUGAUAUCACCCAGUGAUGAGGACUCUCAUACCUUCACUGUAAAUGCUGCCAGUGGGGAACAGUAUAAACUCAGAGCCACAGAUGCUAAAGAGCGACAACAUUGGGUUAGCAGACUUCAGAUAUGUACACAACAUCAUACUGAAGCUAUUGGAAAGAAUAAUCCUCCUCUGAAAUCACGGAGCUUCUCGCUUGCAUCUAGUGGCAAUUCUCCUAUAUCCCAGAGGAGACCAAGUCAAAAUGCCAUUUCUUUUUUUAAUGUUGGACAUUCCAAACUACAGUCAGUGAGCAAAAGAGCUCACUUACCUCCAGACCAUCUUGUGGAAGUCAGAGAAAUGAUGUCUCAUGCUGAAGGACAACAAAGAGACUUAAUUAGACGAAUUGAAUGCCUUCCUGCUUCUGGCCAUCUUAGUUCCUUGGACCAGGAUCUCUUAAUGCUCAAAGCUACUUCCAUGGCAACUAUGAACUGCUUAAACGACUGCUUUCAUAUUCUCCAGUUGCAGCAUGCAUCACAUCAAAAGGGGUCAUUGCCUUCAGGAACGACAAUCGAGUGGUUAGAACCAAAGAUACCUUUACCAAACCACUAUAAAAAUGGAGCUGACCAGGCCUUUGCAACUGAGCAGAGUAAGCCAGAGGCAGUCCCAGAAGAGCAGUGUGUUCCAGAAUCUGGACUAUUAGCAAGGGAACCUGAAGACGUAAAUGCAGAUGAUGAGGUAGAGGAUACAUGUGACAACAAGGAGGGUGACCUGGGAGCUGUGGAAGAGCAGCGCAGUGUUAUCCUGCAUCUCUUGUCACAGCUUAAGCUGGGCAUGGACUUAACAAGAGUGGUGCUUCCUACAUUUAUCCUAGAGAAGCGUUCCUUGCUGGAAAUGUAUGCAGACUUUAUGUCUCAUCCAGACCUGUUUAUAGCCAUCACCAAUGGAGCCACGGCUGAGGACAGAAUGAUUCAUUUUGUUGAGUACUACCUUACCUCAUUUCAUGAAGGCCGAAAGGGAGCCAUUGCUAAAAAACCGUACAAUCCUAUUAUUGGAGAAACAUUUCACUGUUCUUGGAGGAUGCCGAAAAGCGAGGUAGCCUCCAGUGUUACGAGCAGCUCUUCCACCCAGGCAGUCACAAAUCAUGCUUCUCUAUCAGAAGAGGCUUUGAACCAGGUGGGAUCAGACUGUUACACAGUCAGAUUUGUUGCUGAGCAGGUUUCCCAUCAUCCUCCAGUCUCAGGAUUUUAUGCAGAGUGUGUUGAGAGGAAAAUGUGUGUGAAUGCACAUGUCUGGACUAAGAGCAAAUUCUUAGGCAUGUCAAUAGGUGUGACAAUGAUUGGAGAUGGUGUCCUCAGUCUGUUGGAACAUGGAGAAGAGUAUACCUUUUCCCUACCCUGUGCAUAUGCCCGGUCAAUUUUAACUGUUCCUUGGGUGGAAUUGGGUGGCAAAGUCAGUGUCAACUGUGCAAAAACUGGGUAUUCAGCCAGCAUCACUUUUCAUACUAAGCCAUUUUAUGGUGGCAAACUGCACAGGGUUACAGGUGAAGUAAAACAUAAUCUCACCAACACUGUGGUAUGCAGAGUGCAAGGGGAAUGGAAUAGUGUUCUUGAGUUCACUUAUAGCAGUGGAGACACCAAGUGUGUGGACUUGACUAAGUUGGCAGUGACGAAGAAAAGAGUAAGACCUCUGGAGAAGCAAGGUCCGUUUGAAUCCAGGCGAUUAUGGAAAGACGUGACAGAUUCUCUGAGGGAAUCUGAAAUUGAUAAGGCUACAGAGCAUAAACGUACCCUGGAAGAGCGUCAGAGGACUGAAGAAAGGCAUCGUACUGAAACGGGCACACCCUGGAAAACGAAAUAUUUUAUUAAAGAGGGAGACGGCUGGGUUUAUCACAAACCCCUUUGGAAAAUAAUUCCAACAACACAACCAGCAGAGUGACACACACUAUCUGAGACUUGACCAAAUGAAAUUCUUUUCUGUUUACCCUAAAUCCUCCCAGAAUGGAAUCAUUGCACUGAGUGACCUGCUUCCUGAUUGCACAGACUGAGACUAGCUCAGCAUGAUGUACCUGGUAGCGCACUGCAGGACUGCGGCAAGACCAAAGUGUUGGAGAAGCACGAUGGCCCUCUCACCAACAUGUUCCUGUGAUGUGAGCAAUAUCAUAGAACUUUUCACCUGAAUUCUUAGGUGAUUAAUCUUUCAUCCAGUUCCUGUUCCUAAAGCUAAGUUUGAAUCCCCUAUUUUCUCGUGGGGGCAGCAGAGAAACACACCAGUGAGAACUCAGUGCUUUUGAUUUCUUUAUAGUGAGAAGUGAAGUCUCUUCCCGCGUCUGUGCUCUGCUUUCUGUCAGUAACUGAAGUAUUCGCUACUCUUAAAAGCAAACCAAGAGGAGGAGGAAGAUGAUCCAGAAGUGGAUUCAGCCAUUGUGCCUGAAAUCAGUGUUAAAAAAAUCAGAUUGUAGUAACAAGUCAUUCUGUUCUUCAGAGAGACUGUGCCUGUGUCUGAGGAACUUACAUUAUCCACCUCUGUUGGAACUGUCUUUUAAAAAGUAUAUUUAUAAAUUGAUUAGAAUUAUAACCAUGGAGAAUUUUUUCUUCUGAUCAUUUUAAUAUACUUGAAAACAACAUUGACUUGAAAAAUUUCAGAACAUUUUUCAGCACCUAGUUUUAUUAAAUAUUACACUUGAGAGACAAUUUUUUUAAAUAUGUUCAUGUCAAUAUGAUGAGAUUUUGGCCUUUCUCAAGAACUGAGGCAUUAAAAAACAUAAGCAAAUAUUAAAAAAUAAAACUGUUAUUUUCCCUUACUCUUUUUUUUCACUUGUAGGUUAAUAUCCAGUAUUAUGUGCUAUCCCUUGGAUAAGUUAUAUUUUAUCUUACCUCUGUUCACUCAAAAUGUAAAACAACUAUUCGUAUUUGUCAGUCAUUCAAAAGUUAUAUAUAUAUGAGUGCACGUACCGUAUGGUUUUUUAUUUUCUUUUCAAGGAAACUGAAAUGCUGAAGAAAGAGUAUGAAAUAAAAAGAUAUUGGGAAGUUGUAUUCAGGUACAAAUCUUUUUUUUAAAAUAAGUAUUUUAUUGAAUUUGAAGAAUUGCUGGCAUUUAAAAGAAUA
Molecule: messenger RNA, 4128 nt
Organism: Manis javanica (Malayan pangolin)
Lineage: Eukaryota; Metazoa; Chordata; Mammalia; Pholidota; Manidae
Source: RefSeq, a predicted model, not a curated record